CAAAGGGGGAGUCAAAGAGGAAGUUGCCAUAAAAGCCGGGAGUCUGAUCUGGAAAACACAGCCAAGCUCAGGCCUCAGGUUGGUUACCAGAGGAUCUGCUUCUGGUUGCCCUGAACCAGGCUACAGCUUCCGUGGGAUCCCUGCCAGGGACACUGAAAGCCUCCAGAAUGGCAGCAUUGAUUCUUUCCAGAGCCGGAGUCAAGACUGUGGCAGCUGUGAUAGGAGGAGUCGUGUCUGUGGCGUCCGUGCCCACCGUGCUGGGCGCCGUGGGCUUCACUGGGGCCGGAAUCGCUGCCUCCUCGCUAGCAGCCAAGAUGAUGUCCUCUGCUGCCAUCGCCAAUGGGGGUGGCAUCGCCGCUGGCAGCCUGGUGGCGACACUGCAGUCCGUGGGAGCAGCAGGACUCUCGCUGUCAACCAAGAUCAUCCUGGGCUCCCUGGGCUCUGUGCUUACGUUCCUGAGCUUCUAAGAGUUUCCCUCCUCUCUGCCUGCAAAGAAGAGGACGGCGCUCCUCCGCC
This is a messenger RNA of Lontra canadensis (Northern American river otter), 516 nucleotides long. RefSeq names its product interferon alpha-inducible protein 27-like protein 2. The record is from RefSeq and is a predicted model, not a curated record. The transcript has 5 exons. Gene Ontology annotation, biological process: apoptotic signaling pathway. The coding region runs from base 168 to 467 and encodes 99 amino acids. Lineage: Eukaryota; Metazoa; Chordata; Mammalia; Carnivora; Mustelidae. Gene Ontology annotation, cellular component: membrane; mitochondrion.